Punica granatum (pomegranate) is the source of this 2788-nucleotide messenger RNA. The record is from RefSeq and is a predicted model, not a curated record. Lineage: Eukaryota; Viridiplantae; Streptophyta; Magnoliopsida; Myrtales; Lythraceae.
CCCUCUCUACACUGAGAGACACCAAAUUCUAAUCGCCGAAAAGAAAAAUUAUUCUAAACCUCAAUAAUCAACGUCUUUGGUCUUCUUCUGAUAACAGCCUUCCAAUCGUAACUCAAAUGAUACUACAGAAUCUGAUUAUGCAUAGCAAAUCUGGAAAACCAUGAUGCUCAUCGGCGGAGCGAGUUUAUUGUUUGUUCUGCUUUUACUCUCGUGUUUCGCUUCUGAGUUUUCUACUGCGACGGACUUUGUCUCGUGGACUCGGUACCUCCAAGACCCUGAAAGCAUAACAUCCAAUGGCAGUGUCUUCAGGAUGGGGUUCUUCACCCCUAAGGGCUCCAAGUAUCGGUAUGUCGGGAUCUGGUACAACAACUAUCCUGAGUUUAAUCCGGUUUGGGUGGCCAAUCGGGAGAGGCCCAUAGAGGAUUCCUUGGGAACAGUGAUGAUAUCCGAGGAUGGGAAUCUUGUGAUUAUGGAUGGGAAGAAGGAUGUCGUCUGGUCAUCCAAUGUGACAACCUCGGCACGAGGUAACAAAACCGCUCAUCUCUUAGAUACUGGAAACCUUGUACUGCACGAGGCGAAUACGAGCACCAGUGAUGAGGUAAUAUGGCAGAGUUUCGAACACGUGUCUGACUCGUUCCUUCCGAAGAUGAAGCUCAGCAGCAAUGCCAGAACGAAUGUUAGUGUAAUGCUCACUUCAUGGAAGAGCUCUUCCGAUCCUUCUCCGGGGCCCUUCUCUGGGGGUAUCAACCCGCUAAAUAUUCCGGAAGCUUUCGUAUGGAAUGGAACCCGCCCAUACUGGAGGAGUGGGCCCUGGAAUGGUCAGAUCUUCAUCGGGUUGGCCUCAAUGGAAUCAGUUUACCUCGAUGGCUUCAGCCUCCAGAACGACAAUGAAGGAACCUUUUCCUUGACAUACAAGUAUGCUAUGGCUUACAUAUCGUACUAUCUCUUGCAACCGAACGGGACACUUUUGCAAGUGUACUCCGGGGAGGAGGAGAAUGAUCGAGGACUUCCCUGGUCAUCCUAUGAGACCGAAUGUGAUGUUUAUGGCAAGUGCGGGCCUUAUGGAAUAUGCGAUCCAUCCAAGUCCCCUAUCUGCAGCUGCCCGAGAGGGUUUAAGCCUGGAAAUUUAGAAGAAUGGAGCCGAGGAAAUUGGACUGCCGGAUGUGUACGGGAGACUCCAACAAACUGUGGGAGCUCGAAUAGCAGCAAAAGGGACGGGUUCCUGAGGUUGCAGAAGAUGAAAGUUCCGGCUUUCCCUGAGUGGUCAUUUCCACUUGAAAAUGAAUGUGCGAAGCGGUGCCUGAGUAAUUGCUCAUGUUUGGCAUAUGCUUAUACUGAAGGCGUGGGUUGCAUGAGUUGGACUGGAGAUUUACUUGACAUGCAAAAGUUCUCGAAUGCAGGAGUUGACAUUCACAUUCGACUUCCCAGAUCAGAACUUGGUAAGGCUCGGGAUUUGAAACUAGUUUUGGCAGUUACAUUGAGUGUCGGAGUAGUCUUCAUCACACUAUCUGUGCUACUUUUGUGGAUGCGUGCGAGGAAACGACGAGCAGUGACAAAAUUACAGGAAACGGUUACCUCAGACCGAGAAGAAUCUCCAAUAAUUUCUAGCGGGAAGAGGAUUCAGGACAACCUUAAACUCCAGGAUCUUAAGCUGCUCAGCUUCGAAGAGUUGUCAACUGCAACAGACUCUUUCAGUUCGGCCACUAAACUUGGAGAGGGCGGUUUUGGUCCCGUGUACAUGGGGAAGUUAUUGGAUGGACAAGAAGUAGCCAUUAAGAGACUAUCCAGAGCUUCAGACCAAGGGCUCGAAGAAUUUAUGAAUGAGAUGGUUGUAAUUUCGAAAGUUCAGCACCGAAAUCUAGUUAGACUCCUAGGCUGCUGUGUUGAGAGAGAAGAGAAAAUACUGGUCUAUGAGUUCAUGCCGAACAAAAGCUUGGAUGAAUUUUUAUUCGAUCCAGUGAAGAAGGACAAACUGGAUUGGAGUAAACGGUUUAAAAUUAUCGAUGGGAUCUGCCGGGGUCUGCUGUACCUUCACAGAGAUUCUAGGCUAAGAAUCAUUCACCGGGAUCUCAAGGCGAGUAACAUUCUCUUGGAUGAAGAGCUCAACCCCAAAAUUUCAGACUUUGGGAUGGCGAGAAUUUUUGGGGCGAAGGAAGAUCAAGCCAAUACUAGAAGAGUUGUGGGAACAUACGGUUAUAUGGCUCCGGAGUAUGCAAUGGGAGGUCUUUUCUCAGAAAAGUCUGAUGUGUUCAGCUUCGGCGUCCUAUUACUCGAGAUCAUCAGUGGGAGACGGAACACAAGCUUCAGUCAAGAAGAGCAGUACUGCAGCCUUCUAGGAUUUGCAUGGACUCUGUGGAAUGAAGGCAACAUCAUGGCGCUAGUAGACCCUGUAAUAUCCAAUAAUUCCCAUCAGAUCGAGGUUCGAAGAUGCAUACAUGUGGGGCUUCUGUGCACGCAAGAACUCGGCAAUGAUCGCCCGACUACAUCAACCGUCAUUUCGAUGCUCAAUAGUGAAAUCACGGAUCUCCGGAUCCCCAAAAGGCCUGCGUUUACAGAAAGACAAAUUACCCAUGACACAGAGUCCUCUGAACAGAGUGAAGGGACACGUUCGAUCAACCACAUUACAAUUACCACAAUCGAAGGACGGUAAUUAAGAAGAAAUGUAGAUGUUGAUGUGAUUAUGUCUUCUGGAAAAAUUCUUGGAGCAAGUUUUGUGAAAUCUUUUGAUGGCACAAGCAUUAACUCAACAAAGUUUCACGUAUAAAUGAAAUUGUAUAAAUUAGUAAAA